Molecule: messenger RNA, 18715 nt
Organism: Porites lobata
Lineage: Eukaryota; Metazoa; Cnidaria; Anthozoa; Scleractinia; Poritidae
Source: the annotation of a GenBank genome assembly
GCCACACUCUGGUCAUCUUCAGGUAUUUCCUAUCAAGUUGGAAAACUAAACGCAUCAGAGACACGUCAAGGAUGGAAUUGCAACAGCGGAUGUGAGGCGCCACAACAUUGUACACUGCCACGCUGCACCAAUGUGGUAUUUCCGCAAUCGUUUAGUGGAUCUGGAACCGUAAGUAAACCUUAGGCAAUUAAAACUUAUAGUCUAAUCUUCAGGGUUUGGGGUAACUUUCUUUUGUAAGUGAACCACAUUAAGCUUCUUAAAAAAUCUAAUGUUCUUUACAAAUUUUGAUUUGCCAAAGUAUUUGUGGUUUUAUGAUGCCUUGACGUCAGCUAAUUUGGUGCGCAUAGGUAUGCUUAAGUGCUUCUAAUCCUUGGGAUGUGUUUUUGAACAAAACAAAACAGAACAAAAGAAAUACAAAAAGCCGAAAGAUUCUGAAGAUAAAUAUAGAAGAUCUCUAUUCCAUGAAAUGGGAAUGGGGGGGGGGUUGUGAACGUGUGUGGGGAGGGAAGGGGGCGAUUGGGGUGGAUUAGCUAGAUUCUCUUUUUCUUCAGAUUAAUUUUAGUGAGUGGAGUAAACGCGCGCGAAAGCGUCGAGCAGACGCGAGAAACGAAGGAGGCAUUCUCGCGCCUUUAGUCACGCGCAAGGUCACGCGUGUCUCGCGCGUUUCGCUCGACGGAUUGUGAAAAAAGAGAGACUGCUCAUAGUCUAGGGUGGAGUUGUCGCCUGUUCAUUUUCAUUGAUGCCUGUCUUUACCUAACGCAUUUCAGGUUCGAGUUUUUGUGUCAUUAAGCCAUGAAAAUCAGUCUUCAGUUGUUCAUUCGCCUUCCGCCGUAUGGGCAGAGUCCGUUAGUACCGCUGGAUUUCAGUUAUGCUCGCGUGCAACAGGUUCUACAAAUGACACUGGAAUUAUCAACUGGGUAGCGUUUCAGGACAAACCUAUGUUAACGCAUGGAAGCGUUACUUUUAGCGGGAUAUGGACAACAGAAACAAAGUGUGAGAAGGUGGCCUUUUCUCAGGUUAGAUACCAAUAAUUGAUAACAAGUAUACAAUUUUGUUAUAAAGGCGUAAAACGUAAUUAAAUAGUAGAAACAAAUGAAAUAGUAUCAGAAAGUAGUUUUAAAACAAAUAAUCACUCAUUAAUAUCCGGAAUUUGCUCUUCAUAGCAGAGUCCACUGCUAAAAGUCUUUUAAAGUUUUCUCUCGGGCUUAGUUUCAAACUUUUCCUUCCAUCACCUUAAGAUAAGCCAUUUUCACAUUUUACUUUGGAGGUAGUGAUUGAAUAAUGCGUGACCGUUUUGAAUGUAUUGAUGUGUUAAAGGGAAUUUGGAAAAUAGAAGUCUACUUAUUUAAUGAUAUCAAAUGUUUAGCAUUAAACUUAACAAAGUUGGCCGAAAAGAAACGUUGUUUGUAACUUUAUUUAAGUAAUGGGCCAAAUAAGAUGCAUUCACCAACCUUUUCAACACUUCGUAGAAAGAGGUGAAAGAGGGUAGAAAAUUGAGUUAAUGUGAAUAGACAAGUAGAUUUGAUUAAUCUGCUCCCCUUAGCCUUUGAUAAAUCCUUAAUUUCAUUAAAGUGCCGCUAAGUACUUCAUGGAUACGUUCAUGCUGAUUUAUCUUUCGAGAAGCUUGUUUAUUUUUCAGUCAAUAGUUUUGCAUAUAUCUAACAUCUUUUUGCAGAGCUUUGCUUCCAAGCCUCGUGUAUUUGUCUCUGUUAAGUACACUCGCAGCACAAAGCCAAAUGACGCUAUGUACUUAUGGUUAGAGAACGUCAACUCUGGAGGAUUUGAAGUGUGCUUAAGGGAAUUCUUGCCCUUUGAUGGAAAACACCAAGAUGCAGUUGUGGUAAGUGAAGAAAAAUGUCCGAGUAAACUAUAGAAUUGAUGAAAACAAGCAAACAAACAAACAAACAAACAAACUUGACUUUGCCACACUUCGGCAGCCCGGAAACCCAAUUACCCAAAACGUUUUUGACGCAAUUAAGGUAGUGUCGUGUCUCCCGUGUCUCAUGCAGUUAUUUCUUGUUAAAGGAAAUGUGUUUCGAAACCUGACGCAACUCGUCUUGUGAAAAAAAGGGUAGCGAAUUAAAAUUAUUUUCUUGUCUGCAGGACUGGUUUGCAUUCACUGGAAAUGGGAGUCAACUUAAUUUCACAAUAACUGGGGAAGAAAUCUUUCCAAACAGUGGAAAUCCAUCGGCCAAAAACAACUACGGCUUCUGUCAGGUGAAAACUUUAGUUCUAACAAGAACAUUUAGCAAGCCAAAGAACACUGAUUUUUUAGUGGUUAAGUUCACACUAAAGAAAACUUAAAAUACAGUAAACCCAAGCUUACCAGGCGAUAGUAAUCGACAUUGUAUCCAAAAUGGCAAUUCCGAGCGCGAAAUGUUUUUCUCGCGAUUUUGAUGUGCGCAUAUUUCGCGAUUCUUAAAUUUCGUGACUUUGCGAGAAUUUUAUAUUUCGAAUCUCUUCAAUUUCGCGUUGUAGACAGUGGGCGAAUAUUAGAAGUGGGGACUUUACAGAAGGUGGGCAAAAAUAGAGGGAGAGGUGAGCACGUUCAGAUCCAUACUAACUUACAUGACUUUUUUUACUUAUUUACAGGAAGUGCCUUUCAAUACGACCUUUUACAAAUCGCCAAUUGUGAUUCUUUCCGUAAAUCAUGAGUAUAAUCUUAAGGUCAAGGGAAGUCGUCCUCCAGAAAAUAAUAUAAUUUCAGCCUGGCUAGAGGUAAGUUUGCUUUUUUAUUCGAACCUGAGAAAACAGCCCGCCCGACAUUUCGCGCGACGCCACCACUAGUUUUCCCACAAAAUGAGGACUGAACCCCGAAAACCCCGUUUCACGACGCAAUUACUGGCUUUCCCGUGAAAAGGCGUCUCUGGAAGAGUGCAGAAAUUCCAUACUGAUGACAUGUACUUCCCAGAUCAAGAUAGUGCUUCUGAUUGGUCAUGCUGCAAAAUAAAUUUCCCUUAACCAAUCAAAAGCACUGCGUGCCCAGAUCUGCGUAGUGACACAUCAUCAGUACGCAAUUUCUGCGCUCGUUCCUCAGACGUCUUUUCAUUUAGAAGCCAGUAAUUGCGUCAUGAAACGGGGUUUUCCUCACUAGGAUAUAUUCUUGAUGGUCACUUGAGGUUAAUAAUAAUGAACAGGGAUUUUUUCGGUGCUUUGCUACAUUAUUCUAUUCAAUUGUUUGCUUGAACUCUCACGACACCUUUGAGACCCAAAAGUCUAUAUCGCUUCUUGUUCAAUCAGGGGAGAGCAGAAAUCCGUUUAUUCUGGUAAAUUUAUAAAAGGACUGUGAAAACUGUGUAAAAGCCAUAAGAAACCAAUAAUUUGGAUCUGAUCCAUAAAUUUCAUAACUUAAAGGUAUCGUCGUAGAAAUCAAGAAGAAAUUAUGGAUUUUCUAGUAACUGAUGAGUGCUAUCACAUUUUGCUGUAGGAAGUUGGAUUAGAAUCUAUGAAGGUCUGCGUUAAAGACCUCAGUGGAUUAGGAUCGAGUCAUGAUCCCUUGAUUGUCAGCUACGCUGUUACUGGAGGUUGUUUAUUAAUUUUCCUAUUGUAAUGAUCACUAUUUCUAGAAAGGACUAUUGUCAUUUUUGUUAUUAUUUUUAUUGAUAUCUUUUAGAAGUUCUUAUAUGUAGGAAUACAUUUCAUGAUAUUAAUUAAAGAAACGCUGGAGUACAAACACGGAUAUACCUUAUUCAUGUUGCACUCUAUCUUUGCAGGCACUUCAAGAUUGAUGGGAUAAGAGCAAUUAGGGGGCACACAAGUAAUAAAAUUGCCAAUACGAGUAGUCGCGUAACCGCGGUCGGGUUUGUUUAUUCCCUCAAAAUAAGACGACGAUUUUAGUCAUGCAAAAUGCAAAAUGUAAACUUCCACAAGUUUUACGUCAUAAUUCCUUGCUGUGAAGGUUUCUACUGUCGCCUACUGCAUUCAAAAUCACUUCCACCCAUAUUUUGCAAUUUUCGUUUUUUUUUAAGGUCAAAACUUCUUAAUUUUCUAUUGUGUAGAUAAUUAAAACAAACUCGACUGCAUUCUUGUAUUUACUGACUUUAUCCCUUGUUUGCCCCCGGAGAAACCACGUAACAUUGCUUUAAUUUAUUCCACCAGUCCGAAGCGCGUGCAAAGAUGGCGGGUAUCGUUAAUAAGGUCUACUAAGGAUAAAAAAACCUUAGUUGAGGUACCUACAAGCAAACAUGUUACUACUACUGAACAGUAACUUAGUUUUAAUUCAAAUAUGAAAAAUAUGUUAGACAUUUAUGUUUUUUCCAAAUGGAUAACUACUCAAUAUUAUGUCUCUUUUUUCUUGGUACAGACCUUAAUCCUUGUCUUAAUGUGCAUUGCCCACGGUUUGGAGUCUGCAGGACCUAUAGUGCGCAUGACGCUCGGUGUGAGUGCGAUGACCAAUGCCCCUCAUAUAAAGACCCAGUGUGCACUGCGAACGGAACAACUUACGACAACCGAUGCUGGCAUAAGUUAAGCUAUUGCAGAGGACUUGAAAAUAAUGUGGUCUAUCACCCAGGAAGUUGUGAAGGUAACAAAAUAUAAUUUCAACGAUUUUUUUGGCUGUAUAUGCCACAUAAAAUAGUCUGGCAGUUAAGCUCUCGAUCGUUUAGAAUUAUAGGUGUUGGCUCAAAAUUACAUUGGCUUCUAGCUAUGAUGUUUAUAACUUUUCGUUACUUUUAAGCUCGCUUUUAGCUCCCUACGCAGGGUAAGCAACAAUAGGCAGCUGUAACAAGCUACUUCGUCUCUCUAAUUUGGCAAACGAGCAUAUAAAAGCCCAGACUAUAGCCGAUGUUUGAUCUGUGUGAGAUCUUUUAUUCUCUUUUGUUUUGCAAUUUAGUUUUUCUGCGUAAAAUUAGAUUACACAAAUUUGCUCGGGGCAAAUAUGGUGCAAAAAAGUGCAGAAGAGGAGGAAAUCAAAUACAAAGGUAGUAAAUAUCGCAUUUACAUACCAGUUUACAUGGAGUUGCAUAUUUGAGAGCAAAUGCAGUAUUUACUAUCUUUGCCCUUGAUUUCAUCCUCUUUUUCACUUUUUUGCACCUUAUUAGCGCUGAGUGAAUUUGCUGAAAAUCAAAUAUUUCGCGCAGUGGCCCAAUACACUGGCAUAUGUUUAUCUUUAUACUGGCAUAUGUUUAUCUUUGCACUGAAACCAGCAUGCAAUAAUAAGCAGCCACUACACAUUUCGUUCUUGAAAGGUAGUCGACAUUGCAAGUUACAGCCUAGUUUUAGUUCCAUUUUCGCGCUUUUUUUAUCACCACCCUUCACCACUUAGAGUUGCACUACAACGGAAGCUAGGGAAGCUACCUAAGCGAUAAUGCUUAAAGAGCACAGUGAUGCUUCCUUAUAAAGUACUUAAUUUAUUAUAAAACAGGUUUUCCAAUUGUACGGGGCCGUGUAGAUCUGCUACAGGUUCCAAAAUGGUCAGAUUCAAACUGUCAGACAGUCACAUUUCCUCCAUACCGGUUUUAUCCGGAUAAACAAGUUCAUGUUCAAAUAACCGUCAAUCACAUGAAGCUGAAUGACUCUGUGACAGUCCACGACGCUGUUACUUCAUGGACAGAAAGUAUCAACACAAAAAACUUCACCGUCUGUGUCAUGCAAACCGGGAGGAAAGAAGAAGGCGCGAAUCCAUUUGCCACCAUUGAUUGGGUGGCUUAUCAAGGAGCACCACCCGAAGGACUGACGGGAACGGUUGAGUUGCAGAAAUGGUGGUCUGGUACCAACUGCGCAGAUGUAACCUUUCCUACGGUGAGAUGGGAAUUUACAUUUUAAAUUAAACAAUUGUUGCAAAUUCAAUUGAGGUCUCCAUGACGAAUGUUAGACUUUCAUUCAUGUGACAUCUUUAAUCCAUGUCUUGAAAAAAAAAAAAAAAAAAAAGCAACAACAACAACACCGAAAACAGCAAAAAAACAAAACAAAUAAAUACUAAAUAAUUGGGUCUUGUGACCCUUAGCAAAAAACCAGGAGCCCAUCAAAUUUGAUUUGAUGGGCUCCUGCCAAAACAUGAUUGAUUUAAUCACGACUUGUCUGCCUAACAAAAGAAGAAAAACAUCAAGAGCGAAACUGUGAAGGAGAGACCUCCUUAACAUCGAUUUCAACAAAAUGAAGCGCUCAUCUGAUACAAGGAAGCAGCUUAUAAGAAAAAACAAAACAAAACAAAACAAAACAAAACCAAAAAAACACAAAUAUUUGUUUAUCUAUUUGAAUUAACUGAAUGUGGAAAGACAAGAAUUCUCAUCUUAAGUUAAAGAACAUAUUAAAACUUUUCUUGAACUAGAAAAAUGAGACACAAAGUUAAGAAAAAAUAAUCGAUCAUUACGAGGUAACUGGGGAGAUGAUUGCUAGAUCCUCUAAAAAGUUGUGACCGACUUAGCGACUUAGUUAACAAAACAACAUUAGGUAACAAGUAAGAAUGGGAACUUACUUAGUGGUUAGUUUCAAGUAAUUUUGCAGCAAUAUUAAAAAAAAAGCUGUUUCGAUUAUUGUUAUUGCUUUUUCUUCAGGGCAAGUUUGCCGAGGCGCCAAUAGUCCUUGUGACGUCAGAGCACCUGAGGACUGGUAAAGAGUAUGAUGCUGCUCUCAUUUGGAUUGAAGACGUAACAAAGGACUCAGUUAAAGUCUGUCUUCGUGAAAUGCAAAACUUUGACGGUAGACACCAAGAUAUCACUGUGGUACGUUCUUAGUCAGAUUUUAAAAAACUGGAACGCGACUGUCCACAAAAUUUGUGAGGAAUGCUGGUCUUGUUAAACAUAAUAGCGGAGCUCCACCCGCGCGCGAAGCGCACGCGUGGGCGGAGCCCCAUAGCUAAGGAAAAGUGGUAAUCUACCCAUCCCAGCAAAUUUGGUAAUCACGUGACCGUACACCGAGCGAGCGACCGUCCGUCCGCACCACAGGCAUACCAAUGUAAAAUACUCAAUCAAUAGGUAUAGGAACCGAAAUGCAACUCAAGGUUUUUUUGGAAGGAAAUCACAUGGUCGCCCGGACUUUUAGAAAGAAAAAAGUCUUUUCUUUUUCGGCGUUCUUUUUUUAUGUGUACACUAACGUGGAUAACAGAGAAAGAGCUAGAGCGAGUUAUUGAAAAUUCGUAGGAGAAAAACAUGGAAAGUCAAAGCGGCGGUGAGAGAAUGAGAAAUGCUAGCGGCCAGCAAGGUGAAAAUGAGCGGCAGUGAAAAAUAAAAGCGAACAUGAACACUGGAAACAAAAUAUUGGGUAAGCACAUACGACAAUUUCUCCAUAAAAAUAGUGUGUAACUAGGAAGUUUGACGUUUUAGUCGUACAAAACAGCGUUGUAGUCGUGCAAAACAACGGCAAGGGAAAGACAAAAAUGCGUGCUGAAUUGUUUUUUGCUAAUUAGAAGAAAAAGUGUGCUGCACGUGCAAUUUGUUUCUUUGCUAAUUAGAUCUAUUAGUCUUGAAGCCAUUUUCAUUGUCGUCCCCAGUUUAGCAUUACACGAUUUAAUUUUUUUUUGCUUACACGUAUUUUUAACCAGAGCUUCGCUUUUAGCCCUGGCUAAUUCUAUAUAUUAGCGUUAAGAGGAAAAAGUAUUGCUAAGUAAAGAUUGUCCGGGCGAUCGCGAGUGAUGAUCAGUCAAACGAUCAGUCAAACGAAAGGAAAUGCAGAAAGAAAAACAUAAAAAGAAACGGAAAUAAUAAUAAUAAUAAUAAUAAUAAUAAUAAUAAUAAUAAUAAUAAUAAGAAAUGAAUUGAAUAGCAUGACACAAAUUGGUCUUCCUUGUCCCUAUGUCUCUCUUCACGCUCUUACGUGAUUCGCCUGAUGUCUUAAAAAAAUGUGGAUUUGCAUCCUUUUCUUGACUCUGCGCGCUCUUUGUUAUGUCACAACUUCAUAGAGUUCAAAAUACUUAGAUUCAAAGGGGCCUAAAAAUGCUGAGUUUAUUUAAAUUUUUUGUUGGUGUAAUACGAUUCCGUCACAAGAUGGGUGGCAUCACUUUUGUUUUUACCUCUUUUCACAGAACUGGUUUGCCUUCUCUAAACUGCACAAGCCUCUUUUCACCGAACAUGGUGUCAUAAGUUUUCCAAAUACGAACCCACCUUUGGAUAAAAUGAACAAUGCUUAUUGCCAGGUGAGAAAAGAAUUCUUUGCAAAAGCAGUGAGUAGCAUGCUGUUCACAGCAUUUUCCCUGACAGAUAUAUCGCUUACUUACAUCACUGUUUAUAUUUUCAAAACACUUUUAGUCAUAUACACUUUACGCAAUAGAGAUCAAAGUGACUAGAAAAGUAAAGAAGCUGGUCCACUAAACAAUACUUUAAGACAAGAUGUCAAAAACUACAGACUGAUAACGUCCCUCUUAAACAUCGACAAAGUGUUUGAGCAACUGCAAUGUAAACAGGUGACUGUGAAACUCGACCACAUCUUUUCUAGCCUAAGCAAUGCUUACAGAAAGGGACACAGCUGUGAGACCACUCUACUACGUCUGAAUGAGUACUGGAAGGUAGCAAUAGACAGAAAAGAGCUAGUAUGUAUUCUAUCGACUGAUAUGAGUAAAGCGUUUGACUCUCUCAGCCACUUGCCGACACUAACAAAGCUUGAAGCAUACGGUUUUGAGUCCUCAGCGUUGGACCUCACGCGAUCAUUCUUUAACAACCGCCAAAAUGUUCAACCCCCUGCUCUGGAACGUAUUUCAGAAUGACCUGCCCAGCUCCAUAACUACCGCUAAACUUUCGAUCUAUGCGGACGACCACCAGUUGUACACCUCAGGAACUAAUUUUACAGCUGUAGGGGAAGCCUUAGAGCAGGAAGAUCAACUUGCCGCGUCUUGGUAUCGUGAUAAUUUUCUACUCCCAAAUCCUAACAAAUUCCAGGCGAUGAUCCUUUAUAAUAGAAAUAUUGACAUUGAAGGCUAAUACACUGAUAUAAGCAUAGAUGGUAGGGUCAUUACAAACAUAGAUUACAUCAAACUACUUGGCGUCCACAUUGAUUGCAGAACGAACUUCAGUGGUCAUAUUAGCGAACUGUGUAAGAAAGAGUCAGUAAGAAAGUAGGGAUCCUAAUGCACCUGCGCAAUCUUGAUCCCUGCACAACUGUAAGUCUAGUCUUCUAUAAGUCUUCCAUCCUGCCUUACCUUACCUACUGCCAGCUGGUAUGGCACUUCUGUAAGGCCAGGACGUCUUCAAGAACGUGCCUUAAGAGCGGUAUACAGAAGUCUGCCUCUUACCAGACACUACUAAAAUAUCAGAACUACCCACGUUGCAAAAUGGUAGAUUGCAGGAUCUAGCAAUACUUAUGAACUCAAGAACAACCUCGCCCCUACCGACUUAGCAGAACUUUUUAAUUUAAAUGAUUCGAGGUAUUCUCUGCGAAACAAGGACUUUCAUUUACAUACCAGAUUCAAUAUUGUAGCCUACGGCAAACAUUCAUUUCGUUACUUUGGACCUAAAAUAACCGAUUUAAAGGAAGCUAAGGUCGAUGAGCUCAAAUCUAUUUCAUCCAGUAAAACAAUUCCAAAACUCCACUAGUUCUAAUGAGAAAGAAUUUCUGGUACGUAGUAGUUUUACAUUUGUUAAUUAUGUAUUUAUUAACAUUGCUGGUUGAGGAUUAGUGCGUCUACCGUAUUUGCGAACUUCAGGAAGGACGGAGGAGUUCACGUUCAAGACCGUGUGUCAAUUUGAAAAACAAGGUUACAUCUAAAAGUUCAUGCCAGUAACAAAUAGGUAUUAGAUUAAGAGUUUGGAAACGAGACUUAUAACUUACAUUAAAAGGCAGUUUUAACAUAAACUUAGUCGUUCGUCUAUGGACACGCUCAAGCUUGACGAUGAGUUCGAUGGACUGCGGGGCCCAAAUUUGGGUGGCGUACCCCAAAUCUGGCCUAACUAGGGCUACAAUUGUAGGUAUAGCGUUCUUCUUACGUCGGUUCUAAGAGUGAAUCUCGUGUUCCUCUUUAAGUAUACAAGUAGUUUAUGACCACGCAAAGAUUGUUCGUUUAGUUGUUUGUACCAUGUCAGAUCCUUACUAAUCCAUUCGCACAGAUCUUUUUCUGCAACAUAUAAUUCAAGUGCGGUGUUGUUGAGUUUGUAUGAGGAUAAGAUCGGCCUUUUUUUCCUUGUUAUGUGCUGCGCCUUAUACUUAGCUUCGUUAAAAAGGAGACCGGAUGAUUGCGACCAAGUUGCAAGCUUACCAAGGUCUUUCUGGAGAGAAGAGGCAUCCCCCAAAGUCUUGAUCUCUCUGAAUAUUUUUGUGUCGUCAGCGAACAUCAAUACUCGACUAAUAGAACUGAUGACUUUGAAAAGGUCGUUGGCGUAUAAGAGGAAGAGGGCUGGUCCAGAGGUAACAGGAAGAUCCUCUGAAGUGGCGCCGAGUACCGUAACGCGUUGGCGUCGACCUGACAGGUAAGAGCAGAACCAGUUAAGCAGGUGCCACCGAAAUCGGCCUGGAUUAGCUUAUGGACGAGGCACCUGUGACUGACUUUGUUGAAAGCUUUAGACAUAUCAAAGUAGAUGGUGUCAACCUGGCUGCCACUAUCUAAAUUAGUGAACCAAUGUGGUCAACAGCCUCAAGCAGGUUGGUGACGCACGAUCUUCCAGUACAAAAACCAUGUUGUUUAGGUAAAAUUACAUGGUACAGGUGGUCCUUGAUGCUAUUCAACACACAGCGCUUGGACACUAUUGGGAGUAGAGAGAUGGGGCAGUAAUUUUCCUCGUGGUCUUUUGCACCCUUUUUGUGGACACGCACGACGUUAGCUAGUUUCCAGUCACUCGGGAGAGACCCUAGUUGCAGUGAUUUGUUGAAGAUCUUACAUAAGGAAGGAACAAUCACUGAGGCAGUCUGUUUGAGCAAUUUAGCAGGGAUUUGGUCCGGUCCUGUGGCUUUACCGACUUCUAGUGCUUUGAGUGCAGCUAGAAACUUGGACUCAUUGAGAGUUAGAUCGGAUAUAACAGUGUCCGAACGUGUGCACGCUGUCUUCUCCACUGCGCUGUCGAUAGUAAAUACAGAGGCAAAAAACCUGUUAAACAGGUCAGCUAUUCCCGCAGGUGUAUCAGCACUUAAUCUUGAAGGGUUUUGUGACUGGUCAGCGGGAGAGUCUGGGACGGUUACCAUGGAGACAUGGUCUGGGAUGGGAUGAGAUUUGAAGUUAAGCUUCAAAUUGACCAUAAGUGCUUGGGAUUGAAUCUAAAGCCAGUGUCAAUGAAGUCGUAAAAGUGAUCAAGGCUUUCGCGAAGCAGUUUCUUGAAUUGCGCCCGGAGAGACUUAAACUUAUCCCUCAGGCCGGCGUUCGGAUGUGACUUAAGUUUUUGGCGAACUGAGUUCUUUUUCUUGAUUAGGUUUAAAAUGUUACUAUCUAUCCAAGGAACCGGGUUACGGCCUUUCAGUCUCUUCGAUGCCACGAAGUCCUUGACAGCAGCUAGUAAUAAGUCCUUCCAGCACCGCCCGUCAUCAUCUAUAUUGUUAUGGCCCACAAUAGAAGAGAGAUUGAUUGCUGAGAGAGCUUCACGCAAACCUUCAAAAUCACCAAUUGCGUACUCGUGGACAUAUUUGCGCGGGUGUGAGGACGCAUUAACAAAAGAAUUGUACUUAAACGGGACUACACAAUGAUCCGUAAACACAUCGGCUUUAUCAGGUGAGAACACCUCGGUCACUUUGGUGUGUUCUGGGGCACUUGUUAUCACUAGAUCAAGAAUGUUACUACCGCGAGUCGGUAUGUGGUUAAUUUGCGUCAAGAAGUGGUCAUGUAAGGCCUCGAUAAAUGGCAGUUGGUUAUCACCUGAAGCGCUAUCCACGCAGUCUCAGGAGAUGUUCGGCAAGUUAAUGUCACCACAAAUUACUAUAUUUUGAAACUGAUCGCAGACUUGAUCUAGAAAGGUGUUAAAUAAAUAUACCCAACUAGGGUCUGAAUCCGGAGGCCUGUAACAAGAACGGAAUAAUAAUGUAAUCUUCGGAUCAAAUUUAGAAGAAAAUAGCUGUGACUGUUGUGACCUUUGCAGAUCCUAAUUUUAUGAUUUUAAGAUUUUUAAGAUUUUAAUAUGUACUAUUAUGAAUUACUAUGUAUUUUAGAUUAGUGUGCCCAAUUAGAAUAUAUCAUUAUAAUUAGUAUUAUCAUAGAUUAUUAUUAUUAUUAUUAUUAUUAUUAUUAUGUAAUUUUGGAUGUGUCCCCAAUUAGCCAUAUACGUUUGACACUUAAACAAAGUUCUUAUAUCUUUUUAUAUUGUUAUAUCAGACAUACAAAGACAUCAAAAUGGCAGUUUGUUCUGUUAAAAUGAUUAAUCGCAAAUAUUGCUUGUUCAAUUGGGACUUCAAAAAUAAACACAUUGAUGGGAACUGAAGCUUUUAGUGAUUAAGGAACAGUGUUUAACGUUUUACGUUUCUCUUCCACGGCAGUUCGUUUCAUUCACGAGAGCUUAUAACUCGACUCCAACAGUUCUUGUCUCAGCCAAUCACAGCACGACGGCAUCUGGGAAUUCAGCACCGAAUCACAACGGAAUUACAACUUGGAUCGAGGUAAAAUUUUCCGUAAUUGGGGAGUAUUUUGGGGAUGUAUCAAGGCAAACAAAUUUCAAACCAAAACUCGACAAAAGAUAUAACUGAACAGAGACACACGCUUGCUUGAGGUGAUGUAUUGGUUGAUAAUAGGUGUGGCGCAAAAAUCUGCCGAGUGAAGUUGAGAUUGCUUAUUGGCUUCCUUUUGACGUUAAUUAUCGAAUACGAUUAUGGUGUCGGUACAAAAUAAUAUCUUUAAAUUAUCAGUAGGGGCCGCGCGCGGUGGUCUGGAACUUCAGAUCUGAUUGUGCGGGUUUAAACGUUACUUUAGAGCUGUUUCCUUGGACACGAAACUUUGCUCCAAUCAUUUGGCUGCUUUCUUCAUCAAAAGGGAUCUUUAGCUCCGUCCUUCUGGGCCUCAUAACUCAUUUGUGCCACUGCCGUGCCCCUUAUCAGGGUAAAAAGGAUAUUUUGGAUAAAAUUUCGAACAUUAAUUCAUGAUAUUAAUUUGAGGAGGACUCGGAAAAAAAUCCGAGUCCCAGAUGGGAUUUGAACCCACGACCCUCCGUGAUCUAGUCGGAUGCUCUAACCACUUGAGCUACUGGAGACUCUAUGGUGAGCAAGGGUCAAUUUGUGGGACUCGACUGGAACCGCAUCACGCGGCUACACAGCCAAGUAAUGAUAGGCACACAAGAAGUGAAGAACUCACUAACAGCAUCGCGCUGUCACCUUAAAGCAUAUCCAAGAUGCGGCCAACCAACCUCCAAAGUGAGUAUAUUGAAGAUGAAACAACAACAACAUGAUAUUAAUUUGAGGAGAGUCUCCAGUAGCUCAAGUGGUUAGAGCAUCCGACUAGAUCACGGAGGGUCGUGGGUUCAAAUCCCAUCUGGGACUCGGAUUUUUUUUUCCGAGUCCUCCUCAAAUUAAUAUCAUGUUGUUGUUGUUUCAUCUUCAAUAUACUCACUUUGGAGGUUGGUUGGCCGCAUCUUGGAUAUGCUUUAAGGUGACAGCGCGAUGCUGUUAGUGAGUUCUUCACUUCUUGUGUGCCUAUCAUUACUUGGCUGUGUAGCCGCGUGAUGCGGUUCCAGUCGAGUCCCACAAAUUGACCCUUGCUCACCAUAGAGUCUCCAGUAGCUCAAGUGGUUAGAGCAUCCGACUAGAUCACGGAGGGUCGUGGGUUCAAAUCCCAUCUGGGACUCGGAUUUUUUUCCGAGUCCUCCUCAAAUUAAUAUCAUGUUGUUGUUGUUUCAUCUUUAAUAUACUCACUUUGGAGGUUGGUUGGCCGCAUCUUGGAUAUGCUUUAAGGUGACAGCGCGAUGCUGUUAGUGAGUUCUUCACUUCUUGUGUGCCUAUCAUUACUUGGCUGUGUAGCCGCGUGAUGCGGUUCCAGUCGAGUCCCACAAAUUGACCCUUGCUCACCAUAGAGUCUCCAGUAGCUCAAGUGGUUAGAGCAUCCGACUAGAUCACGGAGGGUCGUGGGUUCAAAUCCCAUCUGGGACUCGGAUUUUUUUCCGAGUCCUCCUCAAAUUAAUAUCAUGUUGUUGUUGUUUCAUCUUGAACAUUAAUUCACCAUAUAUUUUUUUUAUACCUUUGUUAUUUCUAAAGGAUUCUUUAAUUACUUUCAUCAAACCACGGUGUUAAUUCACGGCGAAUCUUCGCAUCUCUAUGUUACAUAUUAAGAAGACGUAGGAGAACGUUUUAAAAAUAUUCUGGUUUUCUCUUCCUGUUAAUUCAGUUGUUUAUGACUACAAUUUUAGCUGUACUAAACUACGUUGAGUGCUUAUUAUCAUUUUUUUUCAGAACAUGAAUACCUCUGGAUUCAGAGCCUGUGUCAAGGAAUUAUACGGGACGAGAUAUGACCCCUUGUCCGUCGGUUAUACCGUGCUCACAGGUCUGUAAUACUACUGAGAUCAUUUAUGAAGUAGUUUUUAGCAAAUGAAAAAAGAAAAGUUAUUUGUUACUGGAUUCAUCUGGAAAUACUUUGGAAAUGCCCUAAACUAAUAACACAAUGCAAGUUGAUGGUUUUGCAAGUCAUGGCGGAGUCAAGAGAGUGUACCUGUUGAAAUAAAAAGUAUUUGAAAUUCUUUCAAGUUAUAAUUUCCUUACCCCUCUAAGAAUUUCACCGUUUAAUUAAAAGUUUUCUUAAAGAAUAAAUAACGAGGAUAAAAGACUUUGCUACAAAUUAAUAGCACCAUGCUUAAAACAAUCGUUUGAAUUUUGUGUUUCUUUGAAAUAGUACACUCUGUACAUAAGAGUUCGAUAUAUUUUAUCUCUAUGCGAUUGGUAUAUCCCUAUCGCUAGUCUUCUAUCCAAUAAUAUCUUACUAGUACCUUGAAACCAUUAAGCUUUGGAAAACAUUUUCGCAUCUCGCUCCUAACAGUACUGCGGGUGAGAUGCUGCUAAGGAUUUAUCAAUCCGGUAGUUUAUUUGAAUGUAUAUAUUUUUGACGCUUACCCUUAUCUGUAUUUCGCAGACAUCUGUGAACCUGGUUGGAACUAUUUCAACGGCUUUUGCUAUUUCACCAGUAACACUUGUCAAAAUUGGACCACAGCACUGGAUAAAUGCCGACAAGAACACUCGGUUCUUGUCGAUGUCCAAAAUAACGAAGAAAAUGUGUUUUUACAGCAUCUACACAAUGGUGCAAAAUCCUGGCUGGGAUUGAAUGAUAUUUUUACAGAGGGCUCCUUUACUUGGGCAGAUCGUGGUACUGGGAGCUUUACAGCUUGGGCUAAAAACCAACCGAACAAUUUUCGGGAUGAAGACUGUGUGCAUACACUUGGUGUUGAAUAUAAAUAUGAAUGGAAUGACGUAAAAUGCAGUGACUGUCAUCAGUAUACUUGUAAGAAAGGUAAGAUGUGAUGUAUAAGUUUAGAAUCGCACAAGAUAGAAGAAAGUCUACCUAACAAAACGCAUUUUGGUGUGUUAAUCGUGAUAAAUAUAUAGUUUUUUAUCUUUAUUUUGAACAGAUCUGAAUGAAUGCAGUAGGGACAAGUAUUACUGCCAUCAAGUCGCCAGCUGCACAAAUUAUCGAGGUUCAUUUAAUUGCACUUGUGAUCAAGGCUACUUUGGAGACGGCUUUGAGUGCGAGCUCAAUUACCCAAGUAUGAUCAGAUAUAAAAUUGCAGCACUUCAUGUUAAUGAUGAACAGCAAGUUGAUUUAUCGUAAUCUAUUCUCACUGGAGCCAUCAGCAAACAAUGCCCGUAAUUCUAAUAAUAUAUGGGAGACCCAGCCGGAGGCGGUAGGAGCGUGGAGCUCCUGGCAAAGAGAUAGUUCAUCAAUGCGGAGAAAUGGGUGGGGCGUGUAAAGAAAUGUACGAAACACUGAAAAGACUGAGCAGGCUAUUAAUUGCGAAGAGAAACUAGCGUUAUACAAGAAACCCACCAUGUACAAACUGACUGAGAGAACAAAUUGUUUCCUUUGAAAAGACAUGUUCAAAUGGUUAAACUUUUUAGUCUUCUCAGACAUGGACGAUAAACCGUAGGCCCCGUCUUCUAACCGUUUAAAACAACUCGUGCUCUGUUCGUAAAGAGUAGGGGACGCAUGCUCCGGUGUUGUGGUCUAUCUCCCAUGGUGGCCGGGACUGUUAUGGGUCCUCGGUAAUAAGCGCCGCGCGCUGUUGCGGUGACCCUGCCAAGAAUUGGUGAACCUAAGUAAAUAAAUUAGUGAUAACUUUGUCUCUAACUUUUGUAGGGGGUUUGAAACAGUCUACUAUUGUGGGAAAUGAUGCUAACUACUUGCAAUAUUUAAGCACCUGGCUCAAACCAGUUGCUCAGAGCAAAUCUUCACGAUGGAAGCGUUGUUGGCGGGCGUCCGUGGACGGCUGGGCUGCCAGUACUUUUCAUAGCCGUUGUAACAACAAAGGACCAACUGUAACAGUCAUAAGAGUCGGCGGGAAAUACAUAUUUGGAGGCUACACCAGCCUCUCAUGGGGUAAGUAGUUUGUUUUUUCCAAAACUGGGCAUAUCAGCAUGUAAAAUUGUCUAACGAAUUAUUUGAAGUAGAAAAUGUUAUUACCACGAAAAGGACUAAAAAAGUGCCUUCACACUGUUUCAAACUUUAUCGCCCUUAUUCCAAUUCGGUCAAUUGGCCAAAUGGAGGUGAAAUUUUCUGGGUUUAAAUUCGAAAAGUCUGUACCAAAUAUUAGAAAAAGAAAAUCGUUGUCUUUUGUUCACGUACCCUAUAAAACUAAACUUACAUCAUAUUCGUGCUGCGAAUUCGCUGAGAAUUAAAUUCUGUGCUAAGGUAUUUUCUUUUCAGAGUUGUUCCUCUCUAAAGUGUUUUUCAGCCAAAGUAUUCGGCACUAUUGUCUCAAGUGCCGUUGUAAUAUAAAAAAAAAUGAUAAAAAUGACUAGAACGCGAGUGUGAAUUGGUCAAGGCUUAAGUUCCUAGGGCUUCCCUUUUCGGCUCUUAAAACUAAAAUGAAAACUGUAGGUAAUAUAAAAAGUGCAAGUUAGGGGGGAGGAAUUACCUCUUCUAAUCAAGUCUUUUCUUGUUAUAGUUCACACACACAAAAAAAAUAAACUGAGAGAGCAUUUUGAUCAAAGCUACGUAUACUGAUAUCAACCUGAAUAAUAGCAUGGAAUCUUGCGUUUUCCGUUUCUAUCUCACCUGUUGUAUGACGCACACUUAAUUCUAUUUUACCGCACAGUCAGUCCAGUCGAUGCCCAGGCACUACCACGAUUUUAGACUUUCUUCUUUUCACUAUUUUAUGUUUUAAAAGUCGUAGCCAAUUAUUUAUAGGUGAUUAACGUAAAUUCAUUUCAAAUCUUUUAAAUACAUUUUGUAUCUUUUUUUAGAAUCCUGUCGUAUCUUUUUGAGAUUUUUUUUUUAGUUGUAUAUUGUAUGUAAUAAAUGUUAUUUUUAUUUUUCAUUUUAGUUCUACAUCGUAAUCAUUUUUUACACGGCCCCACAAGAAUUGAGCUUUGUCUUUUGUGUUUAAAUAAAGGAAAUGAUGAUGAUGAUGUUGAUGAUGGUGAUAAUAAUUAUGGCUUAUGAGUGAAAAUCAUCAGAUAUGACUAGGUGUAUUUAAAAAAGCUACACAAAGACCGAGGAUUCUAUCAACCAUGUGCAACAACAUACAGAACGGGAGCUUCUCUAGUGUCAACUUUUACAAGACAUUGUUUAUCUCUUUUUUCACCCAUUCAAGUUUCCCUUAAAGUACAAUUACUUCAUGUACUUUGUCGCCAAAAAGGAAAACCGUACCUUAGCGUAUAUAAGCUAGCUGGACUACGACCAAGGCGGCAGGGAGUAAUUCGGAAGUUUAUUUGCAAAUACAGUGGAACUUCGGCAUAUAACGAAGGAUCAAGAGACCGGCAGAAUUUGUUCGCUGUAUAACGAGGUUCGUUUUAUCGAGAUUCUUUUCCAUAUAUUUUACAAUAACUGCCGGGUAGAGAAAAUCACUAGUUACAUCAGAAAUUCGUCAUAUAGAGGUUCGUUAUAUCGAGGUUCCACUCGGUUGUAGUAAACAACAAUUAAACAAUUCAAGCCUUUAUAUCGGGGUCCCGAUAACUUAAUGUUAAUCCCUUUUAUCGUACCCGUUUCUUCCAUCCAAAAGUAAAUACCGUAAAAUUCCGAAAAUAAGCUCCGGAACUUAUAUUUUUCAAAGGCCCUUUUUGAGGGGUUUAAUUUUGGAAGGGCUUAUCUACGUAGGGAAAUUUGCGUUUCAAAAUCGAUUGGACUAGCCUUAUAGUUCCUUAUAGUUAAGUUACCGUUUUUGCUUUGUUUUACUUCCUAAUUGAGGGAAGUUACCAAGGGAAUUGAAGGAAUUUUACGGUACUUAAGUAAGAAUAAACUUAGUAUUAAAAACACACUUUUCAAGAGACUGAAAUCUUUACUACUUAAAAGCGAGUUAAUUAUUACUAGUAGUAUCAGUAUAUUUUCUUGUCUGCAUGAAUUCGAAUUUUUGAACGAAGUCUGUGCAUCGGAUCAUCCUUUUCAUCUUCUAUUUUCCCAACAGGUUCCAGCUGCCAGACUCGAUAUGAUUCCCAGGCAUUUCUUUUCUCACUGGUUAACAAUCCAGGAUGGGCGCCUGUGAAACUGCCUCAGAGAGGGAAGUAUAGUUCUGGAGGAGAGUCCAUAUACGACUGCUCGUCUUAUGGACCUACUUUCGGUUGGGGCCAUGACAUUUACAUUGCCGACUACGCGUCAUCCAGUAGCAGUAACUAUGUCAACCUUGGCUAUACUUACAGCGCACCAAGUGGGUACAGCUAUGGAAGCACUUUCACUCAGACAUUUCUGGCAGGCACUUAUACUUUUACUCCAGACGAAGUAGAAGCAUUUUACGAAACAACCUAA